Cynoglossus semilaevis (tongue sole) is the source of this 6181-nucleotide messenger RNA. RefSeq names its product desmoglein 2, tandem duplicate 1 (gene dsg2.1). The record is from RefSeq and is a predicted model, not a curated record. The transcript has 15 exons. Gene Ontology annotation, molecular function: calcium ion binding. Gene Ontology annotation, cellular component: plasma membrane; desmosome. Bases 1160 to 4657 code for a protein of 1165 amino acids. Gene Ontology annotation, biological process: homophilic cell-cell adhesion. Lineage: Eukaryota; Metazoa; Chordata; Actinopteri; Pleuronectiformes; Cynoglossidae.
GUAAACACCAGUCCAGACAGAUUAUUUUUUAUUUAUCUGAUCAUCCUGAUCGGUGUGAGUCAGUGUCACAGGAGUUCAAAGUGCUGACUAAACAUAAGAGCUCAAAAAAAUUGUUUUUGUUUUUAUCCCAUGCCUCUGAGGACUCUGCUGGCUGCAGGAAGUGAAUUAUUGUUUUAUCAAAGCUGACAGAGGUGAAGAGCCAGUGCAUCAUGAACCAACACCACCAACGGGACGAAUGAAUAAAAAUACAACAAGGAUUUAUUCUGGAAACUUUCACAUGGACCAGUACUUCUCAAAUAGUAGAGUGCCGGGGGGAUGGGGGAUGGGGGGCUUCCAAUCAAAUAUGGCACCCUGGACAUAAGUGUACUGUACCACUGCUGUAAUGCUUGAAUGAUAACAAGCCUCCAGUCACUAGGUGGCAGCAACUCAUACAGUGGUUUGUGCAGAUGAAAAUAUACAUGUUAUUAGGUUCUCAACAGUAUUUCAAUUAGCACGGGAUUCUUUAAACUCAUACCUUCUGAUUUCCAGAAUCUGACAUCAUUGUAUUUACUAAAAACAAGUUGACACAGAUUUACACUCCACACUCAACCACAAAAUAUUUUAUCGUCUUUUGUUCCCUCCUGUACCGGGGCUGCACCAAAAAAACUUAAUAUGAGAGAUGAGAUUGAUCUAGAUACAAAGGUGGACUCUGAUUGGUCAAAAUCAGGACUCCUAAGGAUUGUCCAAGAUUGUCUGCUUACUGUAUGUGCAUGUCAUGUGUUUAUUGUAUUCAUAUUAAAUACCCCAGGUAACGCUCUUCACUGCACGUCACUGAAUAGUUGUCAUGUUCUGACGUGUGUCCUAUAUGUUAGGACCUGAAUUGUGCAUUACAUGUGACUUCACCAGAAUGUCCCUAAAAAAAACUUUCAAAAUCUUAGCUAAAAAAAACUCCAAGGUUAAAAAUGUUUGGUUACAUUUUUCUGUAAGAAUUUGAUCAAGUACAGACUGGAGUCUUCACUUGCCCAAUAUUACCCCCACCCCUAUUUGCCUCUCUCACUCCUCUUCUUCUCUCCUUCUGUCAUAAAGCACCUCCUCUCCUCCCUCUGCUCAGUCAGUCGGCAGCUCUCACCUGGACUUUACCUCUGCCUCCUGACACACGGACAAACGGAAUCCUCCACUCAUGACUCGGGUUUCCUCUCCUGGGUUUGUGCUGCUGCUGUUUUUGGUCCAGGUGGUGGUUGUGGUGAGGACCAGGGCAGGAGCCAGUCUGGUGAGAACAAAAAGAGAGUGGGUCAUUCCCCCGAAGACUCUGAUAGAAAAUAAAGACUACACUAAUGAGGAAUAUGUGGCCAGGAUUCGAUCAGACAAUGAAAAAGAUGAUAGAAUUCACUACUCCCUGGAAGGCGUCGGCGCGAGCAAGUAUCCCUUCAAUGUGUUUAUCGUCGACCCGAUCACUGGGUACAUUCGCCUGACCAAAAAGCUGGACAGGGAGGAGAUCAGUCACUACAACAUGUCGGGGGUGGCUACGUACACCGACGGCACACACGCAGAGAGAAAAAUUGACAUACGGAUCAAGGUACUGGACGAGAACGACAAUCCGCCGGUGUUUGCAAAAUCUCAGCAAGGAAGCGUAAAGGAGCUCAGUCCAGCUGGGACUUCGGUCAUGAAAAUCAUCGCUACAGAUGCUGAUGAACCCGGUAAUGUCAAUUCAAAGAUCUUCUACAGCUUGGUCAGUCAGAGACCUUCUGACGACUUGUUCCAAGUGGCCGGUGACGGAACCCUGUACGUCAAACAGCCCUUCCUGGACAGAGAGAAAACAGAUGAAUACACAUUGAUCGUGAAAGGCCAGGACUUGGACGGAAAACCUGGAGGAAAUACUGCAACCUCCACCGUGACUGUUAAAGUCCAGGAUGUGAACGACAAUCUUCCGACUUUGGAAAAAGAAGGGUAUGAGGGCGAUAUACAGGAGAACACGCAGAAUGUGGAGGUCAUGAGAAUCAAAGCCCAGGAUCUGGACCUGGAGGCCACGGAUAACUGGGAGGCUGUGUUUGAUAUUGUGAAAGGAAACGAGGCCGGUUACUUCAGUAUCUCCACAGACCCCGUCACCAACGAGGGCAUACUCAUGCUCGACAAGGCUGUAAAUUAUGAAGACGUAAAGGACCUUCAACUAGGACUCAUUGUGAAAAACAAGGCUCCGAUGUUUGAUGGAUCCACUGGAACAGGGGCUGGUAUUAGUUUUGGAGGUGGAUCAGGUGGCGGAGGAGGAGGAGGAGGUGGAGGAGGAGGUGCAGGCAGUGGCGGCGGUGGAGGUGGUGGAGGAGGUGCAGGAAGCUAUUCAAGUACAGACAUCACCAGAUACAAAACCUACCCCAUCAAGAUUAAUGUGAAGAAUGUCCCUGAGGGCCCCAGCUUUUCUCCUAAAAUCAAAGCUAUCCCCAUCUCUGAGGGAGAAACCACCAUUAACAUCAACGAUGUCAUCGCUCAUUAUCCCGCAAUCGAUGAAGACACUGGAAAACCUGCUGAAAAUGUCAAGUAUGCCAAGGGUCUUGAUCCGGACAACUGGCUAACCAUCGACCCACUGACCGCAGAGAUCAAACUGAACAAGAUGCCUGACCGAGAAUCUCCGUACCUGGUCAAUGGGACGUACAUUGCCAAAGUCCUUUGUAUUACAGACGACUUGGCUGGGAAAACAGUCACUGGCACAGUCGCCAUUCAGGUGGAAGACUUUAAUGACCAUUGCCCCACACUGAGCAGUGAGCUGAAGACCAUGUGCACCCCCCAGGAUCAUGUCACUGUGACUGCUACAGAUGAGGACGCAUCUCCUAAUGGGGCUCCUUUCGACUUUGAAAUAAUCCCAGAAGGCACGCAGGGAAAGUGGCGGACGGAACAUAAUAACGAUACGUCUGCCAUCCUGAGGCUCAUGGAGAACAUGUGGCCUGGACUCUAUGAAGUGGAAGUUCUGGUGCAGGACCAGCAGGGAAAGGCCUGUCCUGACCCGCAGAAAGUUAAAGUCCAAGUCUGUACAUGUGAGGACGGAAUCAGGUGUGGAAAACUGGGAACCAAAGGUCAGCCCAGUAAGGGGGCGGAGCUGGGUCCUGCAGCCAUCGGGCUGCUGUUUUUGGGCCUUCUGCUGUUGGCACUCAUCCCUCUGUUACUGCUCCUUUGCCAAUGUGGUGGAGCCGGGGGUCUGCCGGGUGGGUUUGCAGAGAUGCCUUUUGACACAAAAUCACACCUCAUUAACUACCACACAGAAGGCCAGGGAGAGAACACGGAAAUGCCACUGAUGAACAUUCCUACUCAGAUGGAUGGUGAUAUGAUGGUAGAUGCCAACACUUCAGGAAUGGGGCAAGCUUUGGGUUUCCAGAAAUCCGUGACCUCCAUGGAUGGGAUGAACAGAUAUGUCUAUCAAGAUGGAUUAGCAGCACAUAACCUACGAGAAGACUCAUGGGGCAUGAUGAACCAGGGUGGAGGUGGAGGUGGUGCUAUUUAUUCUGCGUAUGAAGGUCGUGACUCAGCAGUGGGAUUUGGAGGAGGUGGAAUCUUUGAUGGUAUGGCUCUGCCAGACAUGUUCCUGAAACAGUAUUACACUCAGAAAAUGGCCAAUGGAGGUGAGAACCUCGCAGUGAAGGACAAUCUGUUGGUUUAUGACUACGAAGGACAGGGUUCCACUGCUGGCUCAGUGGGCUGCUGCAGCCUCUUGGAGUCAGAAAAUGAUCUGCAAUUUCUUGACGACCUUGGACCGAAGUUCAAGAAACUGGCUCAGGUGUGCCAGGGCAAAGAGAUCCAACCUGAAUUUAGAGAAGAAUUCAUUCCUGUGCCGAAGGCAAAGGUGACCACCAACACGGAGACCUUUGUCUCAGCUCCGGUAAUUCCUCCACAGAUGCCAGCGUUACCUCAACUGCAGCCAAGUGUCACUAAGAAAGAACAGACUGUGAUCAAGGAGACGUCUCAACAAUCUCAAAUGGUGAAGGAAAGGGUGACCACAGAGAGGGGUGAGAUGGUAAACUCAGGUCAAGUAGUCUUACUGCAGCAGCAGCAGCAGCCUGUUUACUACACCACCACCCCUGUCAUGCAGCCCAUGCACUACAUUGUCCAGCCACAAAUGUCCAACACUGUGCUGCUGGCUGAGGCACCAGCCGCCAACAUGCAAGGCAUGGUCCUGGUCAAUAGUGGCCAGACCGCACCUGCCCAAGGUAUGGUCAUUCAGGGGCAGACCAUGAUGUCAGGUGGACAAUACCCCGGGCAUGGAAUGGUCCUGGUGGAGGGUGGUGGUGUUCAGGCUCUAGGUACCAACCUGAUCCGUGCUGGAAACCUUUCUGGAUCCCAGGCCAUGGUGGUUGUGGAGGAUAAGGUCCCUGCAGGGUCCGUGAAAGUCCUGAAAGAAGGCCAGACAACCUUCAUAAGGGGAGGCACUCUACCAUCUACAUCCCAAAGAGUCAUGGUGGUUGGAGGCACGGCAGGGAGUGGAGGACAACUGGUCCAGGAGGUUGGAGAUCUCUCCAGGCUCAGGGAUUUAUCCGGUUCUCAGAAAGUCCUCUACAGCAAAGGCAGCACAACCAUGGGAUCUCAGAGCAACCUGGUGGGCUCCACCGCCACAGUGGUCACCACCAAACCGUCUACCCGCAAAAAGGUGGUGCACGAGACCAGGGAGGUCGUGAGGGAAAAAAGGGUGAUUUAAGAAAAGACGACUUCGGAUGCCUUUUUGGAAACUCUCUGCCAAGUCAUUGUCUGAGGAUUUUAUUAUGAGUAGGACUCAUUCAUGAGUUUGUCAGUUUAAUGGUGGAGGAUGUGCUACAGCAGCUUCAUGAGGAAUGCACUUUCAUGUGUCUGCAUGUUCCCACUGCAGCUUCUGCUCAAUACAGUUUCCUUACGACAGACUUUGGGCGAUCACCAAAACGAUGAAACUUGUCUGUCGGUCUCGUCGCCUCUGUAGUUGUUGUAGAUAAUGCCUGAAGUUCACAGUCACCCUGAUACCUAAUCAUUCAGUGUACAUGUUGGCAGCCUCAUGAUAACUCGAUGGUUGACUUUGUCCAGUAUUUUGUCUUUUUUUUUAUUUUUUACUAAAUGCACUGAUCCUUCUUCAGCCAAAACCUCAGUUUGUGUUUACUGCUAGGAGAGAUGAGCAUUGAUAACAGAACUGCUAACAUUUGUAACAUAUUGGUCUGCUGUUAGAGGGCAGCAAGGAUUGUCAUUAAGAACAAGCAAGAGAAUCCAAGAUCCGACACAUAGUCGAGCACUAGAAAACUCUUAAUUUUAAAUUUGCUAAAAAUAUCAUUACAAGUACAUGGAAACAUCAACAUUGUCUUUUCUAGAUAGAGGAAUUCUAUCUAAAACUCAAUGAAACUACAGACCUGUGUCCCCUUGAGGGGCCCUGCCCUCUACUUUUGGACCACUUUCACAAGCACUGCCUUCUUUAAUUUAGUAAUUAUAUAAUUAUAUUUGUAAUAAUAUUUGAGGAACACUAAAGCCAAAGAGCACAGUCAAAUGACUCAACCAAUCAGGCGGGACCAAUCUUUCCUGUCAUGGGUUCUGUUGUGUUAAAUAUAUAAAGUCAGAACUCCAGCAACAGAAAUGUGCGAUAUGUUAAGAUCCACUAACAUUCUCAUUUAACACAGCAUCGUACAGAAAGAAUUGAAACAUUGAAAUGUUCCGAUAUAUUAUUAUCAGAGUGGAGUAACAAAUGAAAACCCCAAAUCUACUCUAUGGUACUUACAGGUACCAUAUACUUACAGAAUGUAGUAUACAGUCUGUGUGUAAAUGUAUAAGAUUCACUUUAAACCUGUGGAAGACCGGGGAUGGAGGGGGGUGUAUACAUGUUGGUCUAGGUGUGCAUGUGCUAAUAGUUUAACCAUAAUGUUGUAGCUGCUGUUGACAACAACAGUAACAUCAAUGUCACUGCAUAAUAAACUGUUAGCUCUCCAGGUUGUUAGCGUGAUAUAACAGUUUACAGCUCCUCUGUUUGUUUUUUGUUUCUUUAGGUUGUUUUUUUUGGUGUGACAUUUUUAAAUAAAUCUCUUUCCAUGCUUAUACAUUCUGUGGUAAGAUGAGAAGAAAGAUUCUGGAUUUUGCUGUACAGUUUUGUUUUCGUUUUGUUUUUACUGAGGUUUUUAACUGUUAAUGAUUUAAAUCUAACAGGUUCAAGUCAUGCCCUGUCCCUGUUGAGCAUACCGAUUUUUAAUAAAUAAAUAAAAAUAAUUAAUGC